AUGCUAUCCUGCAAAGCCUGCCUUACACGGGCGCUUCAGCCCUUAUCGGGGAAGGCCUCCUUUUCCGAACUAUCGUCUACUUUACCCAUGCUACAACAUGGGCCCUCCGGCAGCCAACGCCGACUUGCCCAUAGAAAGGCAACACCCACGACUGCCGCAGGCCGGGCGUUUUUGAAAGAAGGAAAGGAAAUAGAAAAGGACACCCACGGCGGCAGCGAGGAAUUCGCAGAAAAGAGACGGAAACAGAAGCUCGACUGGGCUGUGUCGAAACAUCUUGAGCACCUGGAAAACCCCUUCAACAUCGCCAAGCACGUCGAGGCCACACUCCAGAAGGGUCGUUUUGAUGAGGCACUUCUCCUUGUCCAGCGCGCCAGCGCCAAGGAUACCGACCUCGUCGUGGCCUGGAACCACCUCAUCAAGUACCAAAUCAUGGAGUUGAAGCGAGUCAACUUUGCCAUCAGUCUCUUCAACGACAUGAAGAAGCGCGGCCAGUCGCCUAACGAACAAACCUUUACCAUCAUCUUCACCGGCUGUGCAAAGUCCCGCGAACCGAAAUCUGCCAGUGCCAAGGCCCUGACUCUGUACAAAACGAUGCUCAAGGAGGACGCAAAGAUCAAGCCUAACUCGAUACAUGUCAAUGCCGUAAUCCAGUGCUGCGGCCGCGCAGGCGAUGUCGAAAACAUGUUCACGCUGGCCGACUCGGCCGAUGCCAAAUCAGGCCGCAAGAAUACUGCUUACACGUACACGGCCAUCAUCAACACUCUACGCGCAGAGGCUGAGAACCAGGACAAUCGCAAAGGGCAGUCUCUCCAACAGCACAUCGAUACGGUGGAGCAAACGAUCACGCGAUGCAAGCAUAUAUGGGAGGAGGUCAUGCGCAACUGGCGUAACGGCAAGCUGGAGAUCGACGAGGACCUGGUGUGCGCCAUGGGUCGUGUUCUUCUCCUCGGAGGCAGUAAGGAUAGAGGCAAGAUUCUCACCAUGCUCGAAGAGACCAUGAGCGUCCGGAACUACAACCGCACGCCCACGGGCGACUACGCACACCGCAUCAAUGACGAGAUGAAGGGCAUCAGCGCGACCGGUAGCGCAAAGCGCAAAGCCACAGUCCUCUCGCCAAAGAUCAAAUAUGCCGUGCCGCGGGCCAACACCCUAUCCCUCGUCCUCGCCAUCGUUCGCGAGCAAAAACAGACCAAGCUGGCCGUGAAAUACUGGGACCUCUUUGUCCAUUAUUACGGCGUCAACCCCGACACAGACAACUACCACCAAAUGAUCCGUCUCUACGAGCGCAGCGGCUCAAGCAAAGACGCCGCGAAGGCUGUACAGCAAAUGCCCUCUGACAAACCUGUCCCUCCUAUCGUCUACCGCCGCGCCCUUUCCGCCUGCAUCAACAACAACAUGAGCCAAAACGCAUUCUCCGACGCCACGUCCAUCCUGAACACGAUGCUCGCCCACGGCGCCGCUCAGAAAACCCCCGUGGACGUGCGCGCCCUCCUCAUCUACAUGAAGGCCGCCAUCAUCUGCCACUUUAACUUCCGCCAGAUGGACAAGGCGGGCGACACCAAGGGCGCGAAGCGCGGCUACUGCCAGCAACUCGCCGCCGCUGUGGAGAAUCUCUGGCAACCCUUUUCCGCAGCCAAGGAGGCCUUGAUCAAGUCCCAGGGCAAAAACGUGGCCCGGAAACGCGCCGAAGCUGUCGAGGACCUUGCUGACCUUGCGCGCAAGAUGAUUAGUGCCGUCGACAAGGUCGUCAACGAGAAAGCUCUUGCUCCCGACGAGGAGGCGUUCAUCAGCCUCAAGGAGAAGCGAAGCAAGCUGAACCGGUUCGCGGUCGAGUUUACCGACCCGAACCAACGUAUAGAGGAUACUACGCCCGCAAAGAAGGACGAACAGGAGAUGUUGGACUUGUAA
Messenger RNA from Colletotrichum acutatum, 1908 nucleotides. Its product is annotated as pentatricopeptide repeat domain-containing protein. Lineage: Eukaryota; Fungi; Ascomycota; Sordariomycetes; Glomerellales; Glomerellaceae. The transcript has a single exon. Bases 1 to 1908 code for a protein of 635 amino acids. The record is from RefSeq and is a predicted model, not a curated record. Gene Ontology annotation, molecular function: protein binding.